AUGGUCAACUAUCCGCAAAAGAAACGCAAGCUCUGCGACAUCGAAGGGGAUGAGAUUCCACAGCGAGCAACUACAAAACGCAAGCUCUGCGAUAUCGAGGGGGAUGAGAUUCCACAGCGAGCAACUACAAAACAAGCUCCCGUUUCCGGGUUGCUCAUCAAGCGCCUCUCGAACAAAGCGAAGCUGCCAACUCGUGGGUCUCCUCUCGCGGCGGGAUACGAUUUAUACAGUGCGGAAAGAAAAACCAUUCCGUCGCGUGGCAAAGCUUUGGUGGAUACUCAACUCUCGAUCGCCGUGCCCGCAGGCACGUAUGGCCGGGUCGCGCCUCGAAGUGGAUUAGCGUCGAAAUUCAUGAUUGACUGCGGCGCUGGUGUCAUUGAUGCCGACUAUCGGGGUGUUGUCUUCGUCCUCCUAUUUAAUCUAUCAGACAAGGAUUUCCAAAUCGAGGAAGGCGACAGGAUAGCUCAACUCAUUUUAGAGAGAAUUGUAACACCAGAAAUUAUCGAAGUCACGGAUUUGGAUGAGACGCUGCGCGGAGUUGGUGGAUUUGGAUCAACCGGUGGCCACAAUGCUCUUGAAUGUCGCACGAAUAGUUCCACUUAG
Fibroporia radiculosa is the source of this 603-nucleotide messenger RNA. RefSeq lists its product as uncharacterized. Gene Ontology annotation, biological process: dUMP biosynthetic process; dUTP catabolic process. Gene Ontology annotation, molecular function: magnesium ion binding; dUTP diphosphatase activity. The record is from RefSeq and is a predicted model, not a curated record. Bases 1 to 603 code for a protein of 200 amino acids. NCBI's taxonomy places the organism in Eukaryota, Fungi, Basidiomycota, Agaricomycetes, Polyporales, Fibroporiaceae. The transcript has 5 exons.